UUAUAAUUUGAACAGAGAACUUCUGCUCUAAAUAAUGUAAGUAAAUAAGAUUUGUUAUUUGCAAAGAAAAUCUUGCAGAGACGCAAAAACAAGAUCUCUAAAAUUGGCUCGGUGCCUACUGAAAACGCAUAUUAAUACGUUCGGUAUAAAAGAGAGUGAUUAAAGCACCAAGAGACAAAGUUAUGGAGGAAAAAUUACACGCAAGUGAAUCUGUGAUUCAGAUGGAACCGCGCGAGACAAUAGAAUUGCUCGAAUCUCAUCUACGAAAGAACAACAUUGUGCAAGAGUCCCGGUCAUGGAGCAUCGAAUACUCUCCCUUGGGAGGUCGCGGCAUGUUCGCCACACGAGAUAUUCAAGCCGGCGAAUUGAUCUUUACGGAUGUACCGCUAUUGAUAGGACCGCGAUGCUACAGAAAGUGCUUCCCUAUGUGUGUCGUCUGUUAUAAGAACAAUUGUCCUCUGUUUCCCUGCGAUCAUGAUUGCGGUUUGCCGAUCUGUUCGACGGAAUGCGAGAACUCGACGAUGCACUCUCAAGAGUGUCGAUUACUCAGGGAGUGGAUGCCGACCUGCGGUUCCAGCUGGUCCAAUGAAUUGCUGCUCGCGGUGAUACCGAUACGCGGUCUUACAUUAUCGAAAGAACAACGUAAACUCUUGUACGCCUUCGAGUGCCAUUUGGAGCUUACUCGUACCCAUGAGAUCGAUCUCCUCAAGAGAAACGUGAAAAAGUUUCCCAACAAGGAGCAACUGGAGCUUAUGAAACGCAUUUGCGGGGUCUUCAACACAAAUUCCUUCGAAGUCUUAGUCGCGAGCAACAAAGACUGCACCACGAGUUUACGCGGUCUUUAUCCCUUGGGUGCGUUGCAGAAUCAUUGCUGUGUUCCAAAUACUAGACACCACUUUGAUGAUCAGCAACAGCUACAUGUGACUGCCACGCUGCCGAUCGCCGCUGGCGAGGAAAUCACCAUGUCCUACACCGAUCUUCUAUGGGAUACGUCGAGUAGAAGGCAAUUUCUGAAAGCCACCAAACACUUCUCCUGCAACUGCAGUAGAUGCUCUGAUCCCUCGGAAUUCGGAUCCCAGCUCGGAGCGCUUCUCUGCGCGAAGGACGAUUGUUCGGGGCAUUUGCUACCAAGCAAUCCUCUUAAUUUUAUAUCUCCCUGGAUCUGCGACAAGUGUCAGAUCAGUGUAAAUUACAAACAGAUUGAAUUCAUUCAUUCACAAUUAAAUGCUCUUGUACUUGACGCAAUGUACAUGACUCCGCAUGAAAUUGUAAAAUUUAUAGAAACGGCAUUAUCGAAAUUGGUUCCUACAAGUAAUUUCAUUUUAAUCGACGUCAAAUUUCGUAUAAUCUCCUACUUUGGCAGGACGCCGAAUCUUAAGUGGGAAGAUCUUACGGAUGCGGAACUUAGAAUUAAGAAAAUGUAUUGUAACGACAUACUUUCUAUUUUGGAUACUUUAGGUUCUGGAGAUUCUAUUAAAAAGGGCCUUGUUUUAUACGAAUUGUAUCGUACAAAUCUUGAAUUAUCCAAGCGUCAGACGUCGGAAAAAGAAACACAUCCGUUCAUACAGGAUAACGAUAACAAAUGUCUAUUACGGCAGGCAAUGGAUAUAUUGCAAAAUGAUAUCGGCGCAACCUGUGAUAGCGAAAACAAAUGUCUAUUACGGCAGGCAAUGGAUAUAUUGCAAAAUGAUAUCGGCGCAACUUGUGUUCGUAAAAGUGAUUAAUGCGAAGACACAGUUUCAAAUUUGUAUUUAUUGCAUUAUUCGAUGUCUAAGAUGAAUAUACAUAAUGUGUGUACGAGUUU
Messenger RNA from Camponotus floridanus (Florida carpenter ant), 1804 nucleotides. Its product is annotated as SET domain-containing protein SmydA-8. The transcript is spliced from 8 exons. Gene Ontology annotation, molecular function: protein binding. NCBI's taxonomy places the organism in Eukaryota, Metazoa, Arthropoda, Insecta, Hymenoptera, Formicidae. The coding region runs from base 183 to 1724 and encodes 513 amino acids. The record is from RefSeq and is a predicted model, not a curated record.